AUGUUGAAUUGUAACGUAGAUUAUGAAAGAUUACCAUAUGGUGUAAUAGCAAAGCACUACUUAGUGGAGGGGGUGGAGGAGAGUGGUAAACCGGGUGAGGGGAAGGAUAGUUAUUGUGCACUGGAGGUGGAGGAGAUGGGUAUUUGUAUGGCUUUUUAUGUGGAGGUGGGGGUGGUGGUGGUGGAGGAGAGUGGUAGACUGGAUGAUGAGGGGGUGGGUGCUUGUGCACUAUUGGAGGUGGUGGUGAUGGGUAUUUGUAGGGCUUCUUUGGAGGUGGUGGGGGAGACUGGUACUUGUAAGGGGCUGGUGGUGGAGAUGGAUAUUGAUGAGGCUUCUUGUAAGGAGGUGGUGGUGGUGGAGAUACAUACUGGUUUCCUGAAAUUUCAGAUGGGAGACUGA
Messenger RNA from Sphenostylis stenocarpa, 399 nucleotides. NCBI's taxonomy places the organism in Eukaryota, Viridiplantae, Streptophyta, Magnoliopsida, Fabales, Fabaceae. The record is from the annotation of a GenBank genome assembly.